UGGUGGUGACAUAACCGUAUCCAAUUUUUGAGCAGAAAACAUGCACAGUUUUUAGUCCAGAAGAAGUUUUCGAAGUAUUACUUGAAAUAAUUAAAUAACAAUGAAUCACUUGUGUAAAUCAUUUGGAAAACUUCAUCUGCAGCCCGUUUUUCGAAACACCGCGGUAAGUCGCUUGUUUUCUAUCAAUCAGUGCCAGCUACAAAGUACCGCAACUGCGGUGACUUCAGAACCGGAAAAAAUCAUUGUGCCCCGACGUAUAGAACGCAGUCCCACGGAUAUCCUCAAUGCACUUUCCAGUACGGUGGGAUUCGAUCCCACUGCUGCGCAUUACAAAUAUCAUGAUGACCCAUAUUUGAUACCAACGUCCAAUAUGGCAAAGAAGAAUUUCGCAAUGGCACAGGAGGCCGGCCGAAAGGCCGCCCUUUGGAUCCGGCAGGAAAACGCCAAACUGUUUCAGCACAAGGAAGCAGAUCCACCGGUACCGGCAUUCAUUCCUACGAUGGUCUACAAUGAGGAAAGUAAGGUAGAACUAACCGAUUUGGAAAAAUUAAUUGAAAACGUAGACGUACAGGACGCCAUUCUGGUGUAUAAUCUCCUGAAGAAGAAUAACGUCGAUGUGAGUCCGGAGCUGAAACAAUCCAUGAUGGAGCUGUUGUGUUUUUUCAAUCACGAAGAAUCGCUACCUGAAGAAUUUAUCGAGGAACGUUGGUUCCAGCAGGGAAUGACGGAGAAGGGCCGCCAGAGGAAAACGUGGAAGGAUUUGGAAUUAGCCGAGCAGAUUUUCCAUGAGAUUGAGGAUAAAAAGCCCAUGCACUACUGUGCGGUGAUCCGCGGUAUGGCCAAAUAUUUCCAGGUGGAAAAAGCGUGGGCUUUGUAUCAGGAAACAGUCGACAAGGGAAUUCAGUUAGAUACGAAUACGUUCAACAGCUUGCUCCAGAUUGCAUCUUUCCUAAAGGAGAGCUACGAAAUGCGGUGGGAUUUAGUAUGCGAAGUUUUAACUGCUAUGAAGAACCAAAAUUUGAAACCAAAUAUUGGCACAUUGAACGCAAUCCUCUAUACGAUUACAACCAUCGGAGGAUACAACCACCCAAGAAAUUACGCAUUGAAGACGCUAUCGGAAUUCAAAAAGCUUGGAAUAGAACCAUCCCUGGCCAGCUGGUACUACAUGUUGGCUAUUUUCUGUCGUGAACGUGGUCCAACGAGCCAUAUUCUACAUGACAUCAUGAACGAAAUCGAAAACAAAGAAUUCCGAGUCCAGGAUCCUAAGGACACAUUCUUCUUCGUUACCGCCAUGGACGUUUGCCGGAACCAUCUUCACGAUAAAAGUCUCGCUAAGCGGGUGAACAACUUGCUUCACUAUAAAGAUAACUACGAUCUAAUAGGAGACUCGUACAAAGAAUCGAUCUACUACCGAAACUACUUCACAAUUCUCUGCAACACAGAGCCACUGGAAACGUUCAUGGAGACCUAUAACCUGCUGGUUCCGAACGUCUACAUACCAGAACCAUCCGUAAUGGAGGAUAUCCUCAAGUCGAUAGAAGUGAAUUGUGCUUCGAAUUACCUUCCGCAGAUUUGGUCGCACAUGAUUCAGUUUGAUCACACUGGUCGGGAAAAUCUGCUGGAUUUGAUUCUGCAAAUAAUGGUGAGGAAUCCACCACAAGAUUCAGCACUUAACGAUAGUUUCACCAACAUUGCCUGGGAUAUGUACAAAAGGUUGGAGGACCAACUUGCUGCUGGCAAUGGCCGCAAACAGCAGAUUGCAUUUUCUGGUAGUUUACUGGGGGAUAUGCUGACCCUGUGUUGUCGUGGAAAGGACUUCGAAAAGGCUCAAACGUUGUUCGAGAAACUGAACAAUGAGCAAAACUCCAUUGUUGGCGACCCAAAGGUGAUGGCUUUGCGAGCAUUCAUUGAGCUGUGUGUUGAAGAGAAGCAACCUAGCUUGGCCGUCAGUUGCCUGCAGUACUGUGCGGAGAACGGUUUCCCGGAGAGUGCCGAGUUCGGUCAACUUGUUUACAGUUCGAUGACGCUGAGUGAGGUGCACAUAGAGAAGAUAAAACGGUACGUUGGAGCGGAUGCUUUGAAGGCGGCUGAUAAGACAGAAGCAGGUGGUAAGUGAAUGUUUUGCUUUGCAUAGGUUGUGCAGUAGACAAAAGGAAUUUUAAUGUGAA
Molecule: messenger RNA, 2168 nt
Organism: Armigeres subalbatus
Lineage: Eukaryota; Metazoa; Arthropoda; Insecta; Diptera; Culicidae
Product: small ribosomal subunit protein mS39
Exons: 3
Coding region: 101-2116 (671 amino acids)
Biological process (GO): mitochondrial translation
Cellular component (GO): mitochondrion
Molecular function (GO): protein binding; rRNA binding; ribosomal small subunit binding
Source: RefSeq, a predicted model, not a curated record